Molecule: messenger RNA, 2369 nt
Organism: Aspergillus welwitschiae
Lineage: Eukaryota; Fungi; Ascomycota; Eurotiomycetes; Eurotiales; Aspergillaceae
Exons: 3
Coding region: 5-1942 (645 amino acids)
Source: RefSeq, a predicted model, not a curated record
AUUUAUGGCGUCUCCAGCGGAGAGGGAAGGACGGUUGGCAGUCCCUGCCGAUGCCCGACCAGGCGAAGGGAUCAAACUAGCCAAGGAACGGCGAGCAGGCCAGUUCUCAAGGCACCCAAUCUCUCAGCUCCAAGGACCCUUCGAGGAAUCAAUACAGGAAGCCACUGGCAUUGGGAAAGGUAGAUGGGUAGCCGAUUUUGAUGCUCAAUCUAGGCGCAAGAACCUCCUCGAAAGCCCCAAGUAUGAACGGCUUUGUGGCAGGAAAUGGCGCCAGAGGGCCGAUGAAAGAUAUCACCCUCUCUGGAAACUCAUCGCCCAGAUGUCCUUUGGGGUUCACCUACUAGUUGAAAAACUCGCCAAGUCGGACGUGGAGGUCUUGAAAAUCCUUCAGGUUCAUGUAGACGAGAUGGAUGGAUUCCUCAAGAGGACCUCGGAAGAUUUUCUUAUCAUCCAGAUUGACGUGCGCACGCGGAGUAAGUAUCUCAGCCUACCUCUUGAGAAUCUAAUGAUUUUCGAUGAGAUGCUGGAGGAGCGCAGUUUCCGUGGCUCUAUGAUCGAAUAUAAUGACAGGAUCGAACACGCCGUCGAUCGAUUCGCAACUGCGAUUGAGGAUUCCCUCAAAGACAUCCAGAAAGGUCGGGAGGCGGUUGGUGCGCUGUGGACAUAUCUUCAACAGUCAGCUGAAAAGCAUAGUCCGUUGCCUGUUCGACUACUGGCUGUCUACCACGCUAUGCUCGCGAACGCGGAGGGCUGGAACAUAGCACUUUCGAAUCUUCGUCGGAAGGGCGUCGCCCUGCAAUCGGCCCUUCUUCAGCUUGGCCUAGCCACAACGGAACUGCAGCGACGUGUGGGAGUGGCAAGUCGAAAAGCUGUUGUGUCCUACAUGCGAAGUACCAAUGGAUUGUCACGAAAGAAAUCACUACGGCAACGAUUUAUGGAAAGAGGCUCAUUCGUUAGCGCACCGGCCUCGACUCCGAACAAACCUCUUCCCCGUGCCCCAGACUGUCCGGCAACGGCGACCUUCUACCGGUCGACUGACCGUAAUAGGCUCACGCAGAAAAGUGUUCCGAAUCUCAGGGCGGCCAGGGAGAAUGACGAGCGUAAUGCGCACACGAAGCUACCCGACCGAGCCAAGUCUGUCAACGGUACUGCUGACGGCUUAGACUCGGAAGGCUUUGUGCUUAAACUUCGCCGUCUCUCCAGGUCCAAGCUCAGAACAAAGGAACUUACUAGCGAACAUCCUGAACCACUACCAGUGCGCCCUUCCACUGCACCGUCCAGGGAAUCGAAAGCUCGAAGUAUUUAUUUGGAACCACUGAAGUCCCUGCACAAAAGCAAAAGGGAACCAAGUCAGAAGGCCCAUACUUCGCUGGUGCCUGCUCAAACGGAACGCCCAGUUGCUCCUCAACCCUCUGCGAGACGAGAAACGAUGAGAAACCAAUUACUGCAGUAUUUCAAAUCCGACAAAGUGGUCGACGCUUGGGAACAUGAAACGCAGAAAGAGAGAAACAAUGCCGAGAAUUCCUCCCAGGCCAAGAAGGCCGGCCCUUGGAGCGAGUUUUGUGCAGAGUCGUCCAUCAAUGAUGAUGGCUGUCUACAGAUAAAAUCCGACAUGGUCGGAUCUGAUCUGAACAAUGACAUGGCAUGGCUCCACCAGGAUCUUGGUGCAAUGAACACUUAUUUCUUAAAGCCAAAAAGGGAUGUCGGACCCAGGAUCCAUGUCCUUUCGGUCCAGUUCAGCCUUGCGCAGGAUGAUAACGAAGUAGAAAACCAAGACACUGAUGCGGAGCUCGAUGACACAGCAGGGGAGACACAAUCGGUGAUAACAGCUCUUCCUUCCAUACCAGCUGCGCCGGUGAAUACGGAAGAGGUUCAUCCUCAUGCGCUCUAUCCUGCAUACAACCUCGAACAUCACUCUGAGCCUGCCAAAGUCUUCACCUGAUAAGAUUCUUGACAAGGUAUUCUCAUGCGGCUUCAAGCCUGCCAGGAAUGCCAUCAGAAAGUCCAAGCUCGGUGUCACCAGGCCUGAAGAUUCCCACGCACUGUGACUUUGGCAACUGAUCCGUUCGCGCGAUGAAACAAGGCAAGCUGCAAGUCCUUGUGCCUUUCGAGUUUGAAAUUAUUCUGUAAUACCCCGAAUGCGGAUACUAUUCUCCGUACGACGAAUUCUAGUUUCGGCCUUUUAAGUCACGCAACCAGAACGAAACGGCAGUGCAUAUCGAUCCAACGACAACAGGACAGACUGGAGUAUGUGUCUAUCUAUCCUCUGUUGUAUAUGCGGAUACAUAUGUUCGUGUUCACAUUGUAGUUAGGUGACUCUCCCGUGUCAGAACCUUGAGUACCUCAGCAGCUUUUCGGCCAUAGAAAUU